This is a messenger RNA of Prorocentrum cordatum, 797 nucleotides long. NCBI's taxonomy places the organism in Eukaryota, Dinophyceae, Prorocentrales, Prorocentraceae. The record is from the annotation of a GenBank genome assembly.
GGACCGCGCAGCAAGAUAUCCACGAGGCGUUCGUGACGUUGACAGCAGCAAUGCACGCAGAGGGCAUGGCCAGGUUCGCAACAGUGGCGCCCGAUCGCCAGAUGCGGCAUGGCGCGAUCGAUGCGGAGUCCCUGACCGCGCCGCUGUGGUCCGUAGUCGGAGGCGUGCAGGAAACUCUGUUAAGGUGCAUCGCGUGCAACUCGGAGAGUUUGUCGGAUGGGGAGAUGUUCACGUGCAUUUCACUCGCGUCCACGACGGCUGCAACCACGCUGGAAGCGCUGGUGGCAGAGUUCACGUCGGUAGAGCGAUUGACGGGUGCAGGAGACGCGUGCGCCAGGUGCGGAGUGGAGGGCGAAUUGCAAAAGCAAGCUCGCAUCGCGAGGGCCGGUGAAUUGACCGCCGUUUGCGUGCGCGCGGGAGAUGGGUACCGCGGCCACUACGCGACGUACGCGAAAACGUCCAGCGGGGAGUGGGUGUACUGUGAUGACGAGAACGUUCCGAGAUCCGCGUCAGUGGCAGAGGUGCAGCAGGCGCAGGCUGUCCUCCUCGUGUAUGAACGCGCGGACCCGAGUUCAGAGGAGCAGCUGCCCGAGAGGAAGCGACGCCGAGGCGCACCUCCAAGUGGGGAGUUGUGGGGUAAUGCAGUCAGUGAGCUGAGUCAUGGCCGUGCCGCUUCGAGCGGUUUCGGGCAGUCGGCGGGAACUUCGGGCCGCGUUGUGGAGGAGUCGGACGACUUGGAAUGUGCACGGCGGAGGGCCGACGGCGCAGCAGCGCAGGAGGCUGACCGUCGCAACGCA